AAAAAAACAGCGUCUAACUCGUCUGAAGGAGAGCAUCAAAUAAAAUUAGAACCAACCAACACUGGGCCAUGUUCUCUUGCUUUAUAAACUUUCUUUUAAAGUGCUUUUGUUUGUUUAUUUUUUUGCAAAAUCCACCUCCAUGCAUUCCGCUAAUUUCAUGCUCAAUUUUCGCACACGAAAACGUUUAAUAAUGAAUUUAUCUUUAGUUCCAGCAAUCUGAUUACAUUCAAUGGUUUCGGGGCCAUCCGACUCGAACUCUCACACACAGACCGCAGACAAUACCGCAGCAACAGCAACAAACCCGCCGAGUCAGAACAAAAACCUAAAGUCUAUUCCAGCAGCAUUGACCUUGCCAAUUGCAUCCUCUGACAAAGCCUCGCAAGCAGGAAUGCCGACUCCGCCGCCAUCGGCCAGGAUACCGGUGCCCGCAACUGGAGGAGCGACCGGAUCCUCAUCUGUGCGACCACGACCCUCCGCGCCGCAAACUGCCGCCCCGGGUAAUAGCCAGCUUUUGCGCAAAAUCAACGUUGCCGGAGUCACUGUCGAGGUAGUGCGGCAGGAUAGCACGAUUAUAUAUAGACUGCCGGGCAACAUGCCCGUGUCUUCGCUGACGCCAGAGCAGCGCACCAAAGUUAUGGAUGAGAUCCAGCGCAUGAGAAACACGACAGUGUCCAGUGUGACGCGUACACCCAUGCAGCCAGUGCAGCCGGGUGUGCGGCCACAGUCUGCUUUGGCAAAUACCUUGGGCUCGGGAUCGAUACCGCCGCCGCGACUAGCUUCUAUUGCGCUGCCUCCUCGCCCAAAGUUGCAGCUGCAGCAGCCUCGGGCGAACACGCCGCAGACGUCGGCGGCAAUGAGGCCUGUGGGUGGGACUGCCCAGGCACGCGCGCCGUUGAUCCCUGGGACCAAGUCUAUUGCUGCGGUAUCCUCGGAUGCGUUGCGGCUCGGACGGCCGCACCCGGUGCUCCCUAAUAUUGCGCCGCGCUCCGUGUCUGGCUCCAGCCUUCCGCCACCAUUCCCAUCGACUCCCCUGUCGGCACCACUAACGCGACCACCACAGCAUCAACAGCAGCAGCAGCAGCAGUCUAGAAUAGCAGGCACUGCGCAGCCCUUUCGGCGACCAACUUUGACUGCUUCACCGUCGCCGGCAGCGGUUACGCCGCAGAGAUCAGCGCUGGAGAAAAUGUACCAGUCGGCAUACCUCAAGCUCCUUAGUGGACCACAGGAGAUCCUGCGGAAACUGAGCCCACCCAUUGAGCUCAACAAGAUAGUCAACAAGGGCAUGGAUGAAGUCAUUUCCCCGGCCAUGCUACUCCAAAUCCUCAAGGCCCUCACGAAAUCACAAGCGUCGCAGCUAGCCGGAAUGUACGAACAGGAUCUCAAACUAGGCAAAGGCUCAUUGGAUAUCAACACUGGUGGCGGCGGCAGCAGCAGCGUGCAGUCAUCCUCGCCGAUGGGCUCGCUACCAUCAUCGCGCGAGGCAUCGCCCAAUGCUGAAGGCGGCUCUGCUUACGAGCUCGACGGCGCCCAUGAUACGCCUAACUCAGGUACUGCUACACCGACUCUCAAGCGCAAAUACAAUAAGACUGGGAAAUACUCGACGAAAAAACGCUCGUCAUUGAUGCUUGAGGACUCGGAACCGCCGUCGCCCAUGCCUGCGUCUCCGCAGCAUAUGAAAUUGCCCCGGUUGCCACAAAAUCUGCAACAUUCACAACCCUCACAACAGCAACCGCGUAGGCCCCAGGUGCAGCCUCCGGUGGCAACGGCGGUCUUCUCGCAUCCGGAUCUCAAUAGGAAGCUUCCCAAGCCGAUAGCUGAACGGCGCAAGUGCCCAGCGCAGUUCAAGCACGAGGCUGAUAUCAGUAAGCGAUUUCGUGACGCUUUAGCGAUGGACCACCAGAUGGUGGACAGCCCCGAUUGGCGCACGCCAUUUUCCGGGACACGGGAUGUAAUCCAGCGACUGCUGCCCUUCCAUGUGUUCCAGUACCCAGACUCAGUCGCUGAGGCAGGGAUUGCCCAGGAGGAGUGCAGGAUUAGUAAAUCAGUGGUUGGCUUGGGCGAAAAAUUGCAGAGCCUCGCUGAAAGGUACAAUGCGUUAUUGGCGAGUGAGGGGUCGGAGACAUACUACUCGAUGGAUUGUAUUCAGUUGGAUAUGCGGAGAAUGGAGGAUACUCGGGAACAGAUUGGCUUGCUGCGGGAAGCGCAGUUGCAGAGAGACAUUUCUUCACUCGGUCCUGCUGUGCCAAAGCCAACCACAAACACAAGUAUUACCGGAGGCAGUGGCGGGGGUGGAAUUGGAGGAGACUCCGCUUCAAAGUAACAUUUGCGGACGCUGCAAUAAAAAUAAUUUUUCAUUCAUUUUUUUUCUGCGACAGUAUUAAUUUUAUUGCUUAUUGCUUAUUCC
This is a messenger RNA of Kickxella alabastrina, 2404 nucleotides long. RefSeq lists its product as uncharacterized. NCBI's taxonomy places the organism in Eukaryota, Fungi, Kickxellomycota, Kickxellomycetes, Kickxellales, Kickxellaceae. The record is from RefSeq and is a predicted model, not a curated record. The transcript has a single exon. Bases 230 to 2320 code for a protein of 696 amino acids.